UCCCUUCCCCUUUAAAUCUCCACUCCCGUGAUGCUCUAUUCUGACAUCCCACGUUUUUAGGAAAUGGCUGCCGUUGGCGGUUGGGGUAAAAGGAUCUGUAAAACCGGUCUAGGCUGGCUGCCUACCUUGCAGCUUAUUCGUCAUGGCUCCAAAUCUGUCACACGUCACUGGAAACCGAUGCACAUUAUGAGGCAAAAGCUGAUGGCAGUGACUGAGUACAUCCCACCAAAACCUCUGGAUUCAGAGACCUGUAUGAAACCCCGUGUCAUUCUUCCUAAAGAAGAGACUGGCUAUGAAAGACUGUUAUUGCGUCAAGUGAAACAAACAUUUCUUGAGAAUAAAAUGAUUAUUGUGUGCCAAUAUAAUUAUAUUCCUGGAAAUGAUAUGGUAUUAUUCAGGCAUCGGCUGCGAAAGUAUAAUAUCCAUGUCAAAUUUUUUCCCAAUGAGAUCAUGAUUCCCUUUCUUUCGGAAUCGAAAUACAAGAAUCUCCUCCCUCUUUUUGUGGAACGCAACCUUCUACUUGUCAGUAUGGAAACAAAGGCUCGGGAAACACUUCAAGUCCUGAAGCGUGUGCCACAGAUUAAUAUGUUAGGAGCUUGCAUCGACAAUGUCAUCCUAAGCAAGCAAGGCUUUGUAAAUUAUUCUAAGCUACCAUCUAUAGUAACUGCCCAGGGAGAAACUGCAGGUGUAUUCUCACUCAUGACAUCCCACACUAGCAGACUUCUGCAUCGUGGCUCUGUUCACCUCAGUUCAUUGCUGGACCAAUAUGUUCAACAGGAAAAUGAAAAAGUUGAAGGAAAAGCAGAUAGGAACAUCAGCUAAACUGGAAGCAAUUUAAUUCUUCAGUGUAAAAUUGUCAUGUUUACUUUGUUGCAUCCCCAUGGGUUAGUGGGAGAGGUUAAUUAGUAUGAUUGAUAAAGUUCUGGCUAUCAGACCACAUGGAGAAAAAAAUGCUGCAGAACUAGACUAUGAACAAGGAAUCUUAUUGACUGUGCUUCUAUGAUACUGCAUAUUUGUAGAAUUUUACUAUAUGUGGAGGACCAUGGGUGUUAUCAUUUAAAUAUGUUCAGGUGCGGUACAUUGUUUAAAUAUGAAUAAAAUUACAUUAAUAAUUUGCAUAAUUUUCUGCUUUAGGUUGGGCAAGAAACAGUCUUUAAUAGGAAUGUUUGUAUUUAUUUUAGACUGUAUAUAUCAUAACUUAUCAAAAUAGAUUGGUUUGACAAAGUAAGUUAAAUUUUAAAAACUGAAUUAACAACAAAAUAAGAACAAAUUUCAGACAGAUCCAAGAUGAAAUCAUAUUGAAAACAUGUAAAAUAACAACAAAAUAUUUACUCUGGCACCAAACAGUAUAUAAUUUUAUCAGUGUUUUUAAGAACCUAGGAUAAAUAAUAAAUUAAUUUAUUCUGUGAUGACAACCAGCUGUUCUUAAAAGGACAGAUGUCUUUCCCACUUAUGGUCCACUAUUAAUAUGAUAAAUGAAUAGAAAUUACAAUAGUUCUAAUGAGAAAUAGGUUGUUUUGUAUCACUUUCAGAGUUUGGUUAUCUUUUUUGGGAUACUAACUGUUAGGUUCCAUUAAAUUGUGUAGUGUAGUUAGAAUUAGAAAAUAGAGUUAGAAUUUUUUUUUAAUGUUGAAAUAGAUUGCUAAAUGAGAAAACCUUUUUGACAUGAGCAUCUUGAAUAUAUAAGAAAGAACAUAGAAAAAGAUACAUAAUUUUUGUUAUAGUACAAAAUGUUUUUGAAUGGAAAUUAUUCAUUGCAUUUCACCUUUUAAAUAUGCUUAUGUAGGAUAAAUGUUCUUAUUUGAUUAAAUAAGUAUUAAAAUGCUAAAGAAAUGUGGAUUCACAGUAGUUGUAUGUAGUGGAUUUUAGCUUAAAUUAAGCAUGUAUAAUUCAAGUUUUAAGUAGAAAAAUAUGCUUCUUUGCAGAAUACUUUAUAAGCAAAAAUGUCUUCAAUUAUCUAAGUGAAAUAUUCUCAAUAUCAAGCUCAAUUGUGUGCUAAGAAAGUUUUUAAAUUUAAAAACCUUCCUAGAUAAUGCAGCUUGAAUAAAAUAUUUUACUCUGUUUUAAUAGCAUAUUUUCUCAGGAAAUAUGAAAAUUCAAGAUACGAUAUAAAGUUUGUGUCUUUA
Pantherophis guttatus is the source of this 2126-nucleotide messenger RNA. RefSeq names its product mitochondrial ribosomal protein L10 (gene MRPL10). NCBI's taxonomy places the organism in Eukaryota, Metazoa, Chordata, Lepidosauria, Squamata, Colubridae. The record is from RefSeq and is a predicted model, not a curated record.